Messenger RNA from Branchiostoma belcheri (Belcher's lancelet), 1831 nucleotides. Its product is annotated as phospholipase B-like 1. NCBI's taxonomy places the organism in Eukaryota, Metazoa, Chordata, Leptocardii, Amphioxiformes, Branchiostomatidae. The coding region runs from base 18 to 1703 and encodes 561 amino acids. The record is from RefSeq and is a predicted model, not a curated record. The transcript is spliced from 12 exons. Gene Ontology annotation, biological process: phospholipid catabolic process. Gene Ontology annotation, cellular component: extracellular region. Gene Ontology annotation, molecular function: glycerophospholipase activity.
GUCAUCAGUAGUGUCACAUGAUAAACGUUACGUCCAAGAUGGAGGGGCGUGCAUGCCGGUCAUGUCGUCUGCACCACAUAUCUGCGGUUCUUUUGCUUUUCUUGGUGACAAUAGCAACAGGAGCAGAGAUCAAGGCUACAGCGUACCUGGCACAAAUCAAGGCUACAGCGUACCUGGCACAAGGGAAGGUCCAGGUGAAACUGGGCGUGUUGGACAAACAGAACGGAGAUGCCAUCGCUACCUAUGAUGACAGACUAACAGAGACUGGCUGGGGGGUGUUGAACGUGGUGUCUGGGUUCGGUCCUAAGAAGCUGAGUGACAAUGACAUCAUGUACCUGGCAGGGUACCUGGAGGGAGUCCUCACACAGGAGAGAAUAUACCAGCAUUACCUGAACCUGUUUGGGAUCUUUUUCCAAGGAAAGUCGACAGAUUUAGUCAACAAGGUGAAGAAGUUCUACAGAGCUCAGGACACCUGGGUGCGAGCGCAGGUGAAACAGUCGACAGACCCUGUCAUGGAGCACCUGUCCUACAUCCUGUCUCAGUACGAUGGUCUGGUGAAGGGUUACAAUGACAAUGUCGAUGAAACAGUGAAACUGGACAUUUUUGCCUUCCAACUGCUGAACGGAAAUGGUGACACGUUUGACAUCAUCCCCUCUGUGAACCCUUCAUCACGGCCAAACUUCUCCAACAUGAGUCGGGGUGACCUGGAGGACUGGGUGUCGUCACACAGCCACUGUUCCGCUCUUGUUAAGGUUCUGGGUGCAUAUGAGAACGUGUACAUGUCCCACUCCAGCUGGUUUAACUAUGCUGCCACCAUGCGCAUCUAUAAACACUACAACUUCAACAUCGCCAACCCUGCCACUGCUGCCAGGAGGAUGUCCUUCUCAAGUUAUCCAGGUUAUCUGGAGUCCCUGGAUGAUUUCUACCUGAUGGACAGUGGACUGGUCAUGCUGCAGACCACCAACAAUGUCUUCAACACGACCCUGUAUGACCUGGUCACUCCUGAGUCCAUCCUGGCCUGGCAGCGCGUCCGCACAGCCAACAUGCUGGCCAGAACUGGUGACCAGUGGGGGGCCAUCAUGAAUGUGCAUAACUCAGGCACCUACAACAACCAGUACAUGAUCAUCAACCUGAACCUGAUUGAGCUGAAGAAGACCAUCCAUGACGGGGCGCUGUACGUGGUGGAACAGAUCCCAGGACUGGUCAUGUCAGCUGACCAGACAGACAUACUCCGGGCAGGCUACUGGCCAUCUUACAACGUCCCAUUCUACGAGAAAGUGUACAACAUGAGCGGGUACCCUGACAUUGCCAAGUCGCAGGGCCUGGACUACACGUACCAGCUGGCUCCCAGGGCCAAGAUCUUCCGCAGGGACGCAGGCAAGGUCAAGGACAUGGAGUCUAUGAAGGCCAUCAUGAGAUACAACGACUACCUCCACGACCCCUACUCCAAGGGCAACCCCUGUAGUACCAUUUGUUGCAGAAAGGACCUGGCAAAAGUUGGAGCUCAGCCAGAUGGCUGCUAUGACACAAAGGUGUCUGACUACCACAUGGCUAGAAACUUGACAUCGUUUGCCAUCAAUGGUCCAACACUGGGCACAGGCCUGGAGCCCUUCAGCUGGUCAGACAGGUUUAAGAUAUCACACGUAGGGCUGCCGAAGGUUUACAACUUCAGCUUUGUUACCAUGACACCUGAUGAACUUUGAACUAUGACAUCUAACAUUGGAUAUACUGAUCCCUGACAUAAGGAUGAAAUGAUAAUAUAAUUUGAUUAGUAAUUAAAUUAUAGUAGUCUGUAGGAUUUCUGCCCUUUUUUGCUUGUUUUUAGUGGUGC